Molecule: messenger RNA, 1519 nt
Organism: Musca vetustissima
Lineage: Eukaryota; Metazoa; Arthropoda; Insecta; Diptera; Muscidae
Gene: Ero1L
Product: ero1-like protein
Exons: 6
Coding region: 50-1501 (483 amino acids)
Biological process (GO): protein folding in endoplasmic reticulum
Cellular component (GO): endoplasmic reticulum; endoplasmic reticulum membrane
Molecular function (GO): thiol oxidase activity; FAD binding; protein-disulfide reductase activity
Source: RefSeq, a predicted model, not a curated record
CACAAACAAACUGUUGAAAUCUAGUUAAUAACUGACCUCGAUACCAGUCAUGGCUUUGUGGCUCUGUACAGCGAAUAGAAUACCAUUAUUUGUGGUUUUGCUGCUUGUGUGCCUCUAUGGAACACAUUUGUCGUGUGGAUAUUUCACCUCAUAUGUUGCCGACGAAAAUAACAAGAAUUGUUUUUGUGAGUUGGAGGGUUCUAUAAAUGAUUGUGGCUGUGAGGUGGAUACGGUGGAUCAUUUCAAUAACAUUAAAAUCUAUCCCCGACUAAAAAGUCUGUUGGUGAAAAACUAUUUCCGCUUCUUCCGAGUGAAUUUAAAUCGAGACUGCCCCUUUUGGCCAGAUGAUAGUAAGUGUGCAAUGCGUUUUUGCCAAGUGGAAAAUUGUGAAGAACAGACAAUACCACCGGGCUUAAUGGAACAUGGAGAUAAUCAUCCAUUUAUGAAACCAACGGCAUAUAAGUAUUCUGAAGCAGCACAAAAUGCAGACUGUUCGGAUGCCGAUGACUUUAGCAGCGUACUUGGCAUUAUCGAUACCAGUAUUAGCGAUCAGGCACACAAAGAAUUCGAACUAUGGGCCAAACAUGAUCAAGCCGAAGAAGAUUUUUGUAUUAUCGAUGAAAAUGAUGAAGGCAGUCAAUAUGUCGAUUUACUAUUAAAUCCAGAACGUUAUACGGGUUAUAAAGGCGAAUCGGCACAUCGUGUCUGGAAUAGCAUCUAUAAGGAGAAUUGUUUUGGUGUACAAAAUCGUAGCAAUACAUUUUCCGAUUACUUGGCUCAAAUCGAUUUACACAAAAUGUGUUUGGAACAGCGUGCCUUUUAUCGUAUUAUUUCCGGUCUACACACCAGUAUUAAUAUACAUUUAUGUUCGAAAUAUUUACUCUCGGAAACGAAAGAUUUCCUAUCACCGCAAGGUGUAUGGGGGCAUAAUAUUCAAGAGUUUAAACGUAGAUUUAGUCCGGAGACAACGAAUGGUGAAGGACCACAUUGGUUGAGAAAUUUAUAUUUUAUCUAUUUGGUGGAAUUGAGGGCUUUGGAAAAGGCAGCACCCUAUCUGAGAAGGGAGAAUUUUUACACGGGCAUUGUUGAGGAGGAUCAGGAGACCAAAAUGGCCAUUAAUGAUUUGUUAUCCGUGAUAGAGUCAUUCCCAAAUCAUUUUGAUGAGAAUGCCUUGUUUUCGCACAGCCCUCAGGGCAUACGUUUUAAGUAUGAAUUUAAAGAGAAAUUUAGAAAUAUUUCUCGCAUUAUGGAUUGUGUUGGUUGUGAUAAGUGUAAAUUGUGGGGCAAAUUACAGACUCAGGGAUUGGGUACAGCUUUAAAAAUAUUAUAUUCAGAAAAAUUAAACAUUGCCACCGAAAGCGGUUUAUGGGAGAAACCACAUAUUGAAAUUGAUCCCAUUUUCCGAUUGAAGCGCAGCGAAAUUGUUGCAUUAUUCAAUGCAUUUGGAAGACUCUCUAAUAGUAUUUACGAAAUGGAAAACUUUAGAAAAUCUCUUAGAUAAUAAGAGUUACAGUGAUAG